AUGGAGAUGGAUAAUAAUAACUAUGAAAUAGCAGCAACCAUGGCAGAUGAUCAACUGGAUUUCAGUGAGUUUCCUUUAUGGAAUUGGCAACUUGAUUAUCCUAUAGAUGAUUUUAUUGUUGAAGCUAGUCCUUUAGCACAGUGUGACUCUUCAUGCUCUUUUUUUCCUCCUGACAAUCUCAUCAUGCAAGAUGAGUUUUAUGGUUUGUUGGAUGGAGAGAAUGGGUUUUGGGAUGAGAACUUGGAUAAUGAGACUAGUAGUGAAUCAAAGAAGGUGGAGAGAAGUGUAAAGGAUGAGAAGGUUAUAACAUUUGAGGAUGUGUCUAGGUACUUUUACAUGCCUAUAACUCAAGCAGCAAAGGAACUCAAUGUUGGGCUCACACUCUUGAAGAAGAAGUGCAGAGAGUUGGGUAUUCCAAGGUGGCCACAUAGAAAGAUGAAAAGCUUGCAAACAUUGAUAAAGAAUGUUCAAGAAUUGGGUAGAGAAGAGGGGAAUGUAGGAGAAGAACAGCUGAGGAGUGCAUUGGAUAUACUUGAACAAGAGAAGAAGAUGAUGGAGAAGGAGCCAGGGUUGCAAUUGGAGGAGAAAACCAAGAGGUUAAGGCAAGCUUGUUUUAAGGCUAAUUACAAGAAGAGAAGGCUCAUGGCUCUUGAGUAUACCAACCAUUUGUGACCCAAUGUAAUCUCAUCUUUAA
Molecule: messenger RNA, 694 nt
Organism: Dioscorea cayenensis subsp. rotundata (Guinea yam)
Lineage: Eukaryota; Viridiplantae; Streptophyta; Magnoliopsida; Dioscoreales; Dioscoreaceae
Product: protein RKD1-like
Exons: 4
Coding region: 1-672 (223 amino acids)
Molecular function (GO): DNA-binding transcription factor activity
Source: RefSeq, a predicted model, not a curated record